This is a messenger RNA of Artibeus jamaicensis (Jamaican fruit-eating bat), 13419 nucleotides long. It is a transcript of the gene AGO2, whose product is annotated as argonaute RISC catalytic component 2. Gene Ontology annotation, biological process: regulatory ncRNA-mediated gene silencing; regulation of DNA-templated transcription. The coding region runs from base 191 to 2773 and encodes 860 amino acids. The record is from RefSeq and is a predicted model, not a curated record. Gene Ontology annotation, molecular function: RNA binding; protein binding; endoribonuclease activity, cleaving siRNA-paired mRNA. The transcript is spliced from 19 exons. Lineage: Eukaryota; Metazoa; Chordata; Mammalia; Chiroptera; Phyllostomidae. Gene Ontology annotation, cellular component: RISC complex.
CCGCCGCCGCCGCCGCCUCCGCCCGCCGCCCGCCGCCCGCCGCCCGGGCCGCGUCGGGUAAACCUGUUUGGCCAGGCGGCCGCGCCGGGGCGGAUCGUGCGGCCGGCGGCUCCCUCGCGGCUCGCGGCGUCGGGGCCCGUGGCGCGCGCGCGGCCGCCCCUCGGCCCCGGAGCCCCUUGGCGGCGCCACCAUGUACUCGGGAGCCGGCCCCGUGCUCACGCCUCCUGCGCCGCCGCCGCCCCCCAUCCAAGGAUAUGCCUUCAAGCCUCCACCCAGACCCGACUUCGGGACCUCCGGGAGAACCAUCAAGCUGCAGGCGAACUUCUUCGAAAUGGACAUUCCAAAAAUCGACAUCUAUCACUACGAAUUGGACAUCAAGCCGGAGAAGUGCCCGAGGAGAGUUAACAGGGAGAUCGUGGAGCACAUGGUCCAGCACUUUAAAGCGCAGAUCUUCGGGGAUCGGAAGCCAGUGUUUGACGGGAGGAAGAACCUCUACACGGCCAUGCCCCUCCCGAUCGGGAGGGAGAAGGUGGAGCUGGAGGUCACGCUGCCGGGAGAGGGGAAGGACCGCAUCUUCAAGGUGUCCAUCAAGUGGGUGUCCUGCGUGAGCCUGCAGGCGCUGCACGAUGCACUUUCGGGACGGCUGCCCAGCGUCCCCUUUGAGACGAUCCAGGCCCUCGACGUCGUCAUGAGGCACCUGCCGUCCAUGAGGUACACGCCCGUGGGCCGCUCCUUCUUCACCGCGUCUGAGGGCUGCUCCAACCCCCUGGGCGGGGGCCGAGAAGUGUGGUUCGGCUUCCAUCAGUCUGUCCGCCCUUCUCUUUGGAAAAUGAUGCUGAACAUUGAUGUCUCGGCAACUGCGUUUUACAAGGCACAGCCCGUAAUCGAGUUUGUUUGUGAAGUUUUGGAUUUUAAAAGUAUUGAAGAACAACAAAAACCUCUGACAGAUUCCCAAAGGGUCAAGUUUACCAAAGAAAUCAAAGGUCUGAAGGUGGAGAUCACGCACUGUGGGCAGAUGAAGAGGAAGUACCGCGUCUGCAACGUGACCCGGCGGCCCGCCAGCCACCAAACGUUCCCGCUGCAGCAGGAGAGCGGGCAGACGGUGGAGUGCACGGUGGCCCAGUACUUCAAGGACAGGCACAAGCUGGUGCUGCGCUACCCCCACCUCCCGUGUUUACAGGUCGGACAGGAGCAGAAACACACCUACCUUCCCCUGGAGGUCUGCAACAUCGUGGCCGGACAGAGAUGCAUAAAAAAGCUGACCGACAAUCAGACCUCAACCAUGAUCCGAGCGACCGCCCGGUCGGCGCCCGACCGGCAAGAAGAGAUUAGCAAACUGAUGAGGAGCGCAAGUUUCAACACAGACCCAUACGUCCGGGAGUUUGGAAUCAUGGUCAAAGACGAGAUGACAGACGUGACCGGGCGGGUCCUGCAGCCACCCUCCAUCCUCUACGGGGGCCGGAACAAAGCGAUCGCCACCCCGGUCCAGGGCGUCUGGGACAUGAGGAACAAGCAGUUUCACACGGGCAUCGAGAUCAAAGUGUGGGCCAUCGCCUGCUUCGCACCCCAGCGCCAGUGCACGGAGGUGCACCUGAAGUCCUUCACGGAGCAGCUCAGAAAGAUCUCAAGAGACGCCGGGAUGCCGAUCCAGGGCCAGCCGUGCUUCUGCAAGUACGCACAGGGCGCGGACAGUGUGGAGCCCAUGUUCCGGCACCUGAAGAACACCUACACCGGCCUGCAGCUGGUGGUGGUCAUCCUGCCUGGCAAAACCCCCGUCUACGCCGAGGUGAAGCGCGUGGGGGACACCGUGCUGGGCAUGGCCACGCAGUGCGUGCAGAUGAAGAACGUGCAGCGGACCACGCCACAGACGCUGUCCAACCUCUGCCUGAAGAUCAACGUCAAGCUGGGCGGCGUGAACAACAUCCUGCUGCCCCAGGGCAGGCCGCCUGUGUUCCAGCAGCCCGUCAUCUUUCUGGGGGCCGAUGUCACACACCCCCCAGCUGGGGACGGGAAGAAGCCUUCCAUCGCUGCUGUUGUGGGCAGCAUGGACGCCCACCCCAACCGCUACUGCGCCACGGUGCGGGUGCAGCAGCAUCGCCAGGAGAUCAUCCAGGACCUGGCCGCCAUGGUGCGCGAGCUGCUCAUCCAGUUCUACAAGUCCACGCGCUUCAAGCCCACUCGUAUCAUCUUCUACCGCGACGGCGUGUCCGAAGGGCAGUUUCAGCAGGUGCUGCACCACGAGCUGCUGGCCAUCCGCGAGGCGUGCAUCAAGCUGGAGAAGGACUACCAGCCAGGGAUCACGUUCAUCGUGGUUCAGAAGCGGCACCACACGCGGCUCUUCUGCACAGACAAGAACGAGCGGGUCGGGAAGAGCGGGAACAUCCCGGCGGGCACCACUGUGGACACGAAGAUCACCCACCCGACCGAGUUCGACUUCUACCUGUGCAGUCACGCUGGCAUCCAGGGAACAAGCAGGCCUUCCCACUAUCACGUGCUUUGGGAUGACAAUCGUUUCUCUUCCGAUGAGCUGCAGAUCCUCACCUACCAGCUGUGUCACACCUACGUGCGCUGCACACGCUCCGUGUCCAUCCCGGCGCCAGCCUACUACGCGCACCUGGUGGCCUUCCGGGCCAGGUACCACCUGGUGGACAAAGAACACGACAGUGCUGAAGGAAGCCAUACCUCUGGGCAGAGUAACGGGCGAGACCACCAGGCGCUGGCCAAGGCGGUCCAGGUCCAUCAGGACACGCUGCGCACCAUGUACUUUGCCUGACGUGCCGUGUUUACGAUCGUGUGCCCAGUCGGAUUCACACGAGACCAGCUACACUCAGACCAACCAACGCCCAGCCCUUCCGUGACAGCCAGCAUCCAACACGAGACGUCAUUGACUUGCAUAGACCCUCCAUCUCCCAGAAUGCCUUCUGCCCCGGACUCCACACUUGGAUUUGAGCUGCAGACCUGUAUGAGGCCCCUUGUCGUGGGAAGUGUGGUUUGCCAAAAUCUGUGAGCUGCUCCUUCACGUAGGACCCCACGUUCCCUAAAAAUCUCCUAAAAGCAGUCUAUGAACUCAGGGCUUUAAAACAUUUUUAAUUUAUUUGGUCAUUCGAUUUACUUGUUUUUAACACGAUUCUCUAUGAAAUUGAUGGUCUCAAACUAGCUGUGAACGUUCUCUGAGAGGGAAAGCAGCGCAAACGCAAUUGUGGUUUUAAAGCCUUGACCAGGUGUGAUGUCGUCACGAAAGCCUCUUUCACGGGGACGCUAGUGCCCCCAGCGUGGCACACGCAAGCUCCUCCGGACCCGAGGGCGGGGGCCGCGGCGUCUGGUCCCAUCCCGCCCGCCCGCCUCUCCCUGGGCUCCAGGGACAGCACGGGGGUGGCGGCGGUCACGUGCGUUUACAACAUUUCUAGGUCCAGAGAGAUUGGCAGACAAGUGCCAUUUUAAUAAAAAUUUAUUAAAAAAGAGAAAAAAGACAAUAUGCCGCCAGUCUAGUCAUAAGAUUUGUCCUUGAGGACUGUGAUGUUUAUUUUCCAAAGUUUUGAGGAAUACGGGUCUGUGGUGACACAUACAGUACAAUCCUUUUUCACUGUUACGUCUGUGACAUCAGAGAAGAAAUAUAUUAUCUGGUUUGCAGUAUUCACGUGGUAGCUAGACGCUGUUGUCCGUUUUAUUGGCUGUGGGGUGCUUCUCGUGGUCUGUGUAGCGCAUCAGCAGCGUCCGGAGACCGGAGGGCCUCGUGCGGGCACGUGCUGCUGACUCGCCGUGACCUCGGCCGGCGCCCCCUGUGGACUGUCGCCAGCAGCCUCUCGCCGCCCCGUUUGCCUCCCAGUCCUGCGCCUCGCUCAGCCGAUUAAGCACAAAUGGAAUGUACGCGUUCUUCCCCCUGGGAACGAGCCGAGCGCCUGAGCGCACUCCUCCGUGUUUCCUUCUCCGUGGCGGGGCGUCGGGCGGUGCACCGGACACAGAGAGAGCCGCAGGGGGUGGCCCGGAGGAUGGCGGGCGGAAGCCAGCGUCAGGGCCCAACCCCCGCUGGGAUCUGCCUUCCGGCCGGCGAGGAACCGUUGCACUAAGAGUGAGGUGCUGCGGGCCGCAUGACGGGGCCGCAGCAGGCAGCGCCGUCUGCACCAAGCGGGCGUUUUGUCCUCGCGGGCAGUCCCGUGAAGAGUCUGGUCUGUGUUUAUUGUGGAGACUCGAGGACGGGCUGCACCUUCCCCUGCUGCUUCUGCUGUCCCCACCGGCCCAACACUUACCUCUGGCGCUGCAGUGGACGAGGGUCCUGGCGGGCGUGCCUCUGCAAGAGGGGGGCACCCACCUGUCUCCUUGUCUGCGCUCUGAGGGGUGGGGGGCACUCAUGGACACAUGGCCCAGCUUGGCAGUGGUGACAGAGGGUGGCUGUUGUUUGUGAUGCUCUCUGCCCAGAGUGGUCGUGUAUGCGUCUUCGUAAUGGCAUUAGUCUCUUCUUGCUGUAUCUUUUUUUUUUUUUUUUGUCUAUUUUAAAUGACAGAAGCCUUUGCUCUGAGAAAUGUCGCAGUUCCGUGGUUUCAUUAGCAAGUGGCACUUUCUCCCGCGUUCAGAAGGACACCAGUACACUCCCGGCUUCAGUCCCUAGAAGCCUUCAAGGUGAGGAGGGGCCCGUCACUAACACACAUGAAUUAGGUCGGUGUGUCAGCCCCUCUGAAACCGUCUCAAACGAGUGUUUGUAGCACGUGUGACAGGAUCGUGGUGGGGGCAGAGCGGGGCUGGUGAAACGCAGGUUCCCAGGCCCUGCCGCGCACCUCCUCAUCCGGGGCCCUCUGGAGUCGGCUGCCUCGCGCAGGGCGGGCCACCAGGGGCAGCUCCUCGGUCCUCGGCAGCGAGGGAGGCCCUUCCUAAGCUAAAACCUAGAAAAGGUCGCAGGCUGGUAGAAAAUGAGACCUAAAUUUUUAAAAAAUUAUUUUGAAGGCUAAGUUUUCUUUCCCAUGGGCCAAACUACUUGGAGAAGGGUACUUUUUGUGGCCCUAUGCUUGUUUUGUAAAGCUUUUCACACUAAAGGCACGAACAGACCAUGCGUCUCCGCAGGUUGGCCACACGCCUCUGCGCAUCAGGUGACUCGGAAUUCGGAGGCUGCAGGUGCGCUCUCAGGUGACUCGCCGUUGCCCCAGAUUCCUACCAGUCUCCCGUUACGAGGGUGAACUCUGAGUUCCGAGAUGGUGUGAGGCCCCCCCACCCCCCGGUCUGCCCACGUGGCAGAGCCGUCCUGGCCGCGCGCGUGUGGAAGCCGGGAGGGGUCCCUUGCCGUCCUCCACCCAGGGCGACCUCAGGCCCAGGCCGAGAGGGCCCUGGCUUCUGGCUGGCUGUGCUCCCCACCCCACUCGCCCCCAGUUAGUAAGGUGUGCCUUCCUUGAAGCAAACUGAAUGUGAACAUGAAAUAAUGUAGAAAUUGGGGUUCAUGUAACAGGAAAACCGGGAUUUAUCUCAUCUCUUAAAAAAGAGCUCUCCCCGUUAGAUUCUUCCAUUGGUACUCUUUGUUAUAUAUUUUGAAUUACUCGCUUUGAGAAAAACCAGUGUAUUUGCAUCCCUUCCCACUCUCUAUUGCAUUAGACAAGCUCCCGUGCCCCAAGUCCCAGGGGGACCAUCCAGGUCACCAUUUGGUGGGGGAGCCCCUUGGUGACGCGAGGGCCUUGCACCGCCGGCUCGGGUUCUUGGUUCAGAUGGCCCGGUGACGCGGGCACACCUGCACUUCCAGAAGGGGGUGGGGCCGUUCUGGUUUGGGUCCGGGUUUUCUGUUACAAGAAGUCCUCACACAAACGCUUGCACACGGCAGGGUGGCCCUCCGUCGUCGCGGUCGGCGCCCCUGGGCGUUGCUCUCGCCCCCUCGAGUGGGCGCACUCGAGAACCACGGUAGCAUCCGGAGGGAGCCGUCGGAGUCCGGGAGACACCCCCCACCCGGCAUUCCGGCGUUGACCCCAGUUGCUGUGUUGCUGUGUGCUGGCUGGAAAAUAGGGUUGAGGUCUGUCCCUCCAGCGGGGGGGGGGGCCGCGUGGGUGCUGCUGUGGACGAUGCCGGUACGGCUGCGGGUCUCUGCCUUUCUGCUCUGGUGCGGUGCGGACGGGCCCGUGGUGCUCGGUGGGCACUCGAAACCGUUCUCUCAGCUUUUGUAAACCGCCGAUCGUUUGCCUUCAGGCUUGCCGGAUGAUUUAUUUUUGAAAGCCACAAAAUGUAGUUUUUCUGGGUGAAUUGUUUUUCUUAAUAUAUGCAGCAAUGUAAUUUUACAUUGAUUGUGGGGUGACUUAAAUUUUAUUUUUUCAAGGCAGUUUUUCAGUCAGAUUCUAUAUUUGAUACACUAUGUGAAGGGUGGACCAGCCACGCGUCAAGCAGUUGGGACACCAGGCAGUCCCCAAGAGCCCUGCGGGGCUGGGACGGCUUCUCUGCCCCCCGGCGCGGAAGCACUUGGCUUGUCUCCGGAGCCUAGGGGCAGUCUCUCGGGUUCCGGGGCAGUUCUUCAGUGGGACUCUGAGCUGUGGGGCAGUUAAAAGGAUUUUCAUGGGCAUUUUCCCACCCCUGCGGCGGCGGCUCCAUCGGCAGGGCCGUGGAGGCUGACCGGAUUCAGACAGUGGACAAUCCCGGUGGCCCAGACAAGCCAUAGCCAUUCCCCUGGGACCUCUCCCUGACUCGUCCCCACACCUGCUCGUGAGAAAAGGAAUGUACGAUGGAGAAGCUUCCUCGGUGUUCGUACGCCUCACUUUCAGAAUGCAGCUGUUCUAGUUCGAUUUUAAAGCCUUCCCCAAAGUAACCCGAUUACCCCUUCCACCUGCCACAGCUGCUGCGGCGAUCGCCAGUGUAGCCACCGUGGGCGUGGCCUUGUCACCAACUGUUGGCGUCACAUGUGCUCCUGACACACUGUGUGUGCAAAAAUUUCCCACUCCAGAUACUCGCACUGAUUCUGGCGGCCCCUUUAAAUCAUGUCCGACCUUGCACCUGCUGUACUUGUUUGGGUGACUGUACACAGGGUGAGGGGCAGUGGCCACGUGGGCACCCGCUGCUUCGCUCCGGCCUCUGCCUCGUCUCUCAGUGCCCCGUGGCAGUGCCGUGGGCGUGGCUCUGCACCUUGGCCUGUGUCUGUCAGCCUGCUCUCGAAGCACCAACCAGCCUCUCCACUCCUUCUUCCGAAAGGCGGUGGGGCCCCGGGAACGGCGUGCACCCCCUGCGGUCUGCACUGUUAAGAGGACUAGUCGUGAGCCCCGGAGCCUCCCUUUGGUGCGUUCGAUGCCUGAUCACUUGCUGCGACUUCCAAGAGCAUUUCCUUCAGCUCCAUCCAGCACCUGACCGUGUGCAGAGCGAGGGCCUGUGUGGCCCGUGCUCAGAGCUGUCAUUUUGAGGCCACGAGGUCACUGUCGUGUCCGACUGUCGCCGGUGUGGAGAGACAUGCGGUCCAGUGUGGUUCCCUUAUGCCUGCGGCGUUCGCUAGCUCAGCAGUGUCUGCCCCACCCCAGUGCGUGGUCCUGUCUGUGGCCAGGAUGCCUGGGGUCAGCCACACGCAGGUUUCUGACACCUGCUCCGCCACCUGGGUGCCUGGCGGUGCUGUGCCGAUGCCGUGCCGAUGCCGUGCCGGGCCCUCAGUGCUUCUCUGGGUGUGCUUUUCCAUGUUACUGUCUCCAGUGAAUGUAUUGGCUCAGCCAAAUCGCUACAGAAGGUGGUUUCUAAUACCUUUUAGUUCAAAAAAGUAGAUGCAGACCGAGGCUACCUCUGAGUUCCCAGUAGAUUUGUUCCCAAAUGUAGCUGUCCACACUGAAGCUAGCCAAAAUGCUGCCCGAAUAAACCGAAUUGUGAACAUCUCUCCGUUCCGUGCUGGCUUGAAAAUUUGCGUGCCAUACUGUGACCACAGACAGUCCCCUCCUCGGGGCUGCCCAGCUCCGAUUUAGGGCCUCAGCGGUCAGCAGGGACGCGGCAGGCGGGCGGGAGCCAGCCUGCUGUCCAGGCUCUCAGGCCCUGUCUGUGGCGGGGCCCAGCUGGUCCUCUGCUGUCCUUUUGAUGGGUUGGAAGUGGCUCCCUGUGUGCCCUCCGUGAACGCCCCCCGGGCGCUUGAACACCGACCCUCCCGCAGAGCAUCCACCUAAAGCAGCCACCAGGGUCAAACAGCAGUGCGGGCACAGCUGACCUUUGACUCAGGCCUUGCGUCCCCAUCGCUCCUGCGUAACACUGACCUGGGCCCACCAGCAGAACGUGCCCUCCAGGGCAAGGCCCUGCGUGCCACUUGGUCACCAGGAACGCACCCCACCCACACACCGCUGUUGCGGGCCCCCCUUUGCAGCCCCUGUGUCUUUUCUCUGGGUCCUUCAGUUCUCACGUCCUCAGAAGAGCAGAUACCUCCCUUGGUUUGCUCUUAAGUUGCAGCGGGGCAGGUGGGGGGUCUCACAGUGACAGGCGUCUGGCUGGGGGCCCUGCUCCCCUGCCGGACACCAGUGGGCGUCGCCACCAUUAGCCCUGCGGUCCAAGCUGGGAUGCUUCUCCUCCCCGCUGCGCACUGUGCUUUCGAAAGGGCUCAGUGUCCUCAGUGGCCGUUCUCAGAGGGCUGAGCCUCUGCCCUCGGCUGCCUGCCCCACGGAGCGCGGCUGCGUUCUCAGCCAGGGUCCCACCCAGGGUGUUUCGAGGACAGCACACAGUGGCCCCUGCUCGGCUUGGUGGUGGGCUGAGGAGCUCAGAUGCCUUCUGUGGCAUGUUCCUGGGGUCAGGGCAGGCCUCCACCGCCGCGCUUGUGCUCGUGAGAGGCAGGGGAGGACCUGCAGAACUGAAGGUUGCUGGUGCUUCUCCUAGCGAAUCUCUUGUACUGGUCGCUGUGAAAACUCAGCCGUGUGAGAUCCUUGACCGCUCCCGGGUGAUGUGACCCAAGGGUGAGCCCUUAUCUCGCCCCACCCCCUUUCCAGGGGCCUGAAUCAGCUUGUUUCCAACCGCCUUGGAUUUAGGCAGCUCAGAGUUGAAGCUAAAACACCACACACAGUCUCCCCCAAGUGACCCUGGGAGCUGGGCGUUGAGGCCGACCUCAUGCAGCACCUUCUGAAUCUUCAAGGCCCUGACACCGUGAGUUGAUCGCAAGAGCAGCCCCUGCCACCGGGCCAGGGGGUGCAGUGCUUGGCUUGUGGGGCGGCUCGUGGGGCAGGGGCUGUGGGAACAGCCCCAGGGGCCAGGCGGAGCUGCUCUGGAAGACCGGCCUCGGCCUCCGUGCCUUUGCGGCCCGGUCCUCGGCCCCCUCAGAGCCACGCCAGGCGGCCUCUUCGCUGGCGAGUGACCCCGCACGUCCCACGAGGCAGUCGCCCACCUCCCACCGUUGACUCGGCUUCUGCUCCUCAGCCUCCGACGCUGUGGGCUGUGACCGUGUGCCUGCCCCAUGUCAGAAAUUCGAGGUGCUGGCCACGGGGCCCCUCCCAUGCCCAGGAAGACCGACCCCAUAGACAGGUACUGGCCGUGACCAUAAGCAGAACCUGGUGGCUUUGUCUGGAGUCACGCAACACAAGUGUCUUGUGUUAUGGAACUGGAGUCUUUCGAAGGGGCUGGCAUCAUGUCUUUGUGCGUGCGAAGCCCUCGGCGGUCGGGGGCUGCCCGCCCCUGCUGUCCGUGUGUGGGGAAGCUCUCGGCGGUGCUGCUCUCGUGGGACACGUGGCAACGGCACUCUCGGGCCUGGUGGCGCCUCGGGCUGUGCAGAGCACCCCAGUUGCAGUCUCUGAAAUGCAGUUUGUACUCUUCGGUUUUCAGGCCAGGUAGCGAGCGCUUUUCACGGCCGAGGGGCUCAUUCCAAAGCACCUUUUCCUGUCACGGGAUGGUUUUAUUGUCUUGAAGUUGGAGAGAUGACCCAGUGUUAUUUAUUUUACAGAUGUGUAGAGAAGCCCCUGGACGGCUCCUCCAGCCCCCCCCCCCCCAGAGUCCCCCGCCCUCCCUUGGAGGUGCCCACUGCCAGGGACGCAACGCAUUCGCAGUCUGGGUUCCUUUCCAGAGCCAAUCAUGCACCUGAAGCCCUGAAAGUACAUAGUUUAGCACUAAAUCGAAAUUCGAAUCCUGAGUUUGAUAGUGGAUUUUAAUGUGGUUGUUGAAGAUGUGGACUCAUGUUUUAUAACUGUAGAGGCAAGUGAGUUUUUACUUUUUAAAGUUUUAAGAGAAUAAUUGUAAGUUUCUGUGUAACGAAGUGGCUAAUUACUCAUCAAAUACAAGAAAAGAAUGUAGCGUCUAAAUCCAGAAUUUUCUUACCUCUGGUACACUUCAUAUUACUUACCUAAUAUGUAUUGAGGGGUUUGCCCCCUGAGUUUUAUCAACUUUUCUAGUUUUAUUUUAUUUUUAUAAAAUAAUUGAAAAAGAACCAAAAAUGAAUUCAAAAGUUACCUAGGUAGAUCUUGCCCCUUGUUAAUUUCCCCCUACAAUGAAACAUUUUAGAAGACAUUUUGAAUCAAAAUGUAUCAAAACCAUUUCAAGUUUACUCUUUUCUAAGAAGCUGAGCAGCUGCGAGGGCCCCGCCCCGUCCUGGGUGGUUCUCCACCUCCUGGACUCGGGCGCGAGCUUCUCCCUGCGCGGCGGUGGUGGGCCCACGCCUCCGAGUCUUGUGCUUGCACUAGAAACCAUGCAGUGCUGUUCUGUAAAUUGACAGUUCCUGAAGAAACUAGCAUUUGUAUCCGUUGGCCUCUCUGUGUAACUCUUCAUUUGCUACGUGAAUUGUAAACUGAAUUUUAAAACUACAGCACCUGCUACAUUCGACUCUGAGGCUUCGCGUCCUUGUCUUGGUUUCCUGCCAUCCUGUGUGUGUGGAGGCUGUCCAGCGCUUGCAUGACGCUAGGUGGCCAUGCCACUUUCAACCGAGCCUUAAUCAGAUGUUCAAUUUGUAAGUUUCAGAGUAUGCAAAAACGUUAGGCAGAGUGAGUGUGAACUGUCCGGGUCAGGAUGCUGCACCCUAACUCGGCGAGUUCUCAGCGAGAACUCUUUUCUCUGGAGUUACAAAGGGAAACUUUUGGUGAUACAUCUCUGUCUCUCCCCUCCCCUCCCUCUCCCCCGCAACCCAUCCCCCCUCACUGCCUGUCGCCCACGCGUGAUGGAGAGGACCGCUGUGCAUUUCUGUGGCAGCCAGUCCGUCAACAGGACCUGUUCUGAAAGUCUUGAGACUUUUUCAGGGUUAUUUUUAAGUGUUUGAAUUUUUUCCCUCCAGUCUGAGAUUUGUUUAUGGCUGAUGGCGAGGAUGACUGGGGCGCAAAUCUUAUUUUCAAACCCGCUCGUGUUCUACGCUUUCUGCAGGCGGUGCCUCCUGCCGUCCCUUCUGCAUACGACUGAGUGAGUUUUUGUUUCUGUAAAAGCAUCUUAAGUUUAGACACACAAUGGAGGGGACCCAGCUUUCUUUACAAUGUGGAUCUACCUCAGUUCAACAGUUGGGUGCUAUUUACGAAGUCUGUCAAAUUAAAUUUGAAAAAGUAACCAAACAGUGAGCUAUAACUCCACGUGAUGCUUGAAUUCAUAAUUUGUUUAUUUAAUAAUAUUUUUAUUUAUUUUGUGCCUUUUAUGUUGAAUCCUAACACAUUGAAAAAAAAUCAGUAUACAAUUAAACAUUGUAGAUUGCAGGCGGGGAGAAAAGCCCAGUUGGCCGCGGCAUUCGCUAGCGUACCCCAGCCCACCCCGACCGUGCGUUGGAACCCCAGCUGCCUUCUUGUGAAAAGGGACACACUGUGUUCCAGAGAGAAUUCAGCAUUUGAUGAGCCGACUCCAAACUCUUCUAUGCAUGUAUUUGUAGCCGUCGCUUCAUUUCCGGUGCCAACGAAGGGGUGGCCAGAAACAACUGUGUCCUCUCGUCACUGCUUCUGUCGCCAUUCGGCCCCCCCUCCCUCUGGCACGUUAAGUUUAUUUCAUACGCAGCAAGCGGGCAGUCGCGGGCCCACCCCUCUGGCCCCCGUGGAGGCGCCCACAGGACCACAGGCAGAGGGCGGGGCCGUGCUCCCCAGUGGCCUCGUCCCGAGUGGUAGGAGAGCUUCCGGCAGCGAGAAGGCAGGGAGAGGCGGGAGGAAGGUGAUGGGUGGUUUUCCGGGCCUUUCUAUUUGGCAGUUUACAAUUCUAGACAUUUCCUACUCUGGCGGUCUUUUUUAUCUCAAUUCUUUGGAGGUAACGCAAUAUUUUGGAGUCUUAAGAAUUUGAUUUUAUACCAAUAAGAAAUAAAACUUAAGGAUCUUUCCUGUAGUAUAUAGUUUUACUAUUUUAAAGAGAUUUCUGAAUUUUACAAGAGAACCAACAUUCCUUAGUGGCAAAACUUCGAAAGUUGAUUGGGGAGGCUUUUAGUGGCAGGAUCUCAAAGCAAUGGGACGGUUCUGGUGGCAGUUUUCCGUUUGACACCCCUCCGGGUCGGUCCUCAGGCCGUUGUGAAGAGCGCGGCACCCUUUGGUGUGCCGCGGCCGAAGUCGGCCUUGCCGCACUUUCUCGGUAAUAAUAAAUGCCUCCGUCGGCUCCCCAGAAGCAUUUGGUUUCUUACCUAACGAGAGUCCUUUGGGGCAGGUCAUUAAAUCUCUGUAGGUACCUCAAGAAAAAGAGCCUGAACAUGCUGCAUUUUGUUUCGUUCGCUUUGAUAUGGGGCAUUUUGUUUUGCUCUUAUUAUUUUGUUUAGAUAUAUGCUUUUUGGACCCCAAUAGACUGUUGAAAGAAGUUUUUAAAUUACCCGUGUAGGGGUACAAUACCCUUUCUUUCUAUUUCCACUCCGCUAUCUGGUUCAAAGGGUGCCCACCAGGAGAACACUCUGCCCAGACACACCCAGGACAAGGCACUGUGUGUAUCAGCAGACGACAGAUGUCCCCAGUCCUUCUGUUCAUGCUGCUUUCUCAACUCCUUUCUCCGUGCUGCCAAGAGGUUGGGCAGCUCGUUUCUAAAGUCAAACUCCAGCACCGUGGCAUCUGAGUUUUCAACACACCUCACACAGUUGCCACCGAGUGAGUAGCCUGACCCUAAAGGCAAUGCAGGCAUCAGGCAGCGGAUGGGGCUGCUCCCCUGAGAGCCAGCCGUCCAGUCUCUUGCUCCCCGGGACUCGCCCGCACGAGCAGGUGGGAGUGGUCUUACCCGCAGAAGGUGAACUGGUGCAGAAAGCCGAGGGCUGAGACACUGAGCAUCUAUCGUGUUUGAGCUUAGCUGGGUCCUUUCGAGUUUGUUUUACAGCUUACUAGGUUGAGUAGUUUGCACUAUUUUUGCAAUAAAUUCAUGGAAACCCUAACAGUUAUUUGUUUUGUUUCUUACUGUGUGUACAUAAACUAAUACUAAAAGUUUGGCAUAGUGUUUUUCACCUCCUUACAUAACCCUUAACAUGCACAGAAUGCUGUAAAUCUGAUAAAAUAUGAUGUGAAUGAUAUUUUAUAAAGUUAUUUUGUAUGGUGUCAAUUUUGUUUUGCCUCAUAGUAUGUCAGCAAAAAUGAAAUAAAAUUCCUCGUAUUUACAGCU